Messenger RNA from Metopolophium dirhodum (rose-grain aphid), 1900 nucleotides. RefSeq names its product pyrimidodiazepine synthase-like. Gene Ontology annotation, cellular component: cytoplasm. Gene Ontology annotation, molecular function: glutathione dehydrogenase (ascorbate) activity; glutathione transferase activity. Gene Ontology annotation, biological process: glutathione metabolic process. Lineage: Eukaryota; Metazoa; Arthropoda; Insecta; Hemiptera; Aphididae. The record is from RefSeq and is a predicted model, not a curated record. The transcript has 6 exons. Bases 371 to 1117 code for a protein of 248 amino acids.
CAAAUAAAAUUAUCUUAUUUGUCAUACACCCGCCACCCACGACUGUUGACCUUACAAAAAUAGAUUAAUUAUAACAUAGAGCAUGCUGCUAUAUCAUAAUAUAGAUUAGAUAGAGCCAUAGAAUAAUAGUUCAACGGUUCAACUUCAACCGCCAUAUCUGAGUAUCUAUAAACAAUCACUGUCAACGAUGUAAAUAAUGAUGGAAUCUUUACACAUCUAACCUAACAAUAACAGCGAUUCGUCAUACCGCUAUAACUGUCUGGCCCCGACUUUUGCGUCUUUUGUCCUCGGGGUUUCAAUUUUCGCACUCGUCUUUUAAACUGCAGAAAAAAAAUUUGGCUCUUGUUAGACGUUUAGGUACCUACCUACUAUGUAUCCACACCGUAAUCCGGUCUUGGGAACCAUUUAUCUUGACGAACCCGACUACUCGUCCGAAGAUUCCGAUGAACCGUUGCCCAGGUUGUACGUCUCAUUGAUUCGAUUCUGUCCGUACUCGGAAAGGAUUCGUCUAAUAUUAAGCAUAAAGGGUAAUCCAGACCGCAUGUAUAAGUAUAUUGAUUCGAUAGAUAACCCCGGCGACUUCUUAAAAAGGAAUCAUGCUUGUAAAAUUCCCUAUAUAAAGUAUGAUGAAAAAGUUAUCUAUGAUAGCUUGGAGCAGGCAGAUUUCCUGGACGAACAGUACCCUGAAUUACCAUUGUGGAAUUGCAGUCCAUCCCAGAAAAUUGUGGACAAGCUUUUUAUAGAGUCUUUUGCUAAAGUGGAAACAGCGGUACAUAAGUUAUUUAUGACAACAAAAGAAGUAAAAAAUGAAAAUUUUGAAGAACUUAUUGCAUGUUUAACACCAUUUGAAGUUGAACUAGUUAAACGAGGAACAAAAUAUUUUGGAGGUGAAGAACCAAAUAUGAUGGAUGUCCUGAUGUUGCCUUGGUUUGUGCUUAUGGAUGCUAUAAAUCCAUAUUCUAAAGGAAAAUUUAUUUUUCCUUUUGAUUCCAAAUUUCCUAAAUUGGCAGAGUGGAAAGUCUCAUUUGUUGAUUUAGGAGUUCAAUUGGGUUAUCCUAAGUUCCUCGCUGAACAUAUUGAACUAAUAAAAAGUAAGAUUUCUGUACUUGGUAUUUGAAGAACAUGCUGAUAUUUAAUUUUCCAAACUAUUAAUUAAAUAUUAUUUUUCAUAUACUAUUUGAAUAAAAAUAGUUAUUAUAUAAUUUACUGUAUGGAAAUAGAUUACUUUUAAUAUUAUAUCAAUUACUAUAAUUAAUUAUUCAUUCUUGUCGAUCAAGUUAAUAUAUUAUAUUCAACCAUUCAAAUUAUUAAAUUAAAAUGUUUAUUUAUUACGAUUAUAAAUGUCCACGAUGAUGUCAAUAUAUCAACUUUUUUAUUAUGCUGUGUAUGAGUCACAUCUGACGUCAACAAUUUAAUAUAGGUAAUAUCAUAAUUUGAGAUGAGAAUAUAAUAGUAUAGGUAAUGUAGGUUACAUGUAUAAUUAUGUCCAUAUGGGAAAUAAAAUAAAAAUUUAACUAAGUUUCAGAAAUCAGAGUUAUAUACUUUAUAUAACUAUAUCCUACUAAGGACAAUAGGACAUAGGUGUAUCCAGACCUUUGACGCAGAGGGUGCAAAAUGGUGCGUACCCGAGGACCUCCCUUUUUUUAAAACAAUUUUGAAAUUCUGAAUUCAUCAUUAUCAUAAUAUCUAACAUGAAUUUUAAAAAAAAUGGUGUCCCCUAUUUCAGAUAACGGAUGUCAGUAGAUAAACAAUUAAAACAAAAUCAUACACCGAACAUAUGCAUGGAUAAUAAAUUGUUAUUUACACAUCUUGUUACUUGUCCCAAUUGUUGGGUUAAAAUAUUGAAAAACGGAUCCAAUUGACAUAAUAUAUUUUGUUCACACAAAAAGUAUAGGUAUAU